AUGGGCAUAAUAGUCGGAGGAGAGAAGGAGGCUUUCGUCAAGAACGCUACUCAUAUCGCAAGGCGCUGGAAAUCUGCUAGGGAGGCUGACAUCUUGUUGGCGAAGAGCGGAGUACCAGUCUUCUUUUGCAGCAUGUUCAACGGUUUGAGGAUGGACCUCAAGGAGCUUCGUGAGGACAACGAGGACAAACACAUGGCGCACCAAAAGGAGAUCCAGGCUCUUAAGGAGAACAUGGACGGGCUCAAGGAGAACAUGGACGGGCUCAAGGAGACUGUGCAGACAGUCGAGCGCAAGAUGGACGAAGGCUUCUCGGAGCACCAAAAGGAGAUCCAGGCUCUUAAGGAGAACAUGGACGGGCUCAAGGAGAACAUGGACGGGCUCAAGGAGACUGUGGACGGGCUCAAGCAGACUGUGGACGGGCUCAAGCAGACUGUGCAGACAGUCGAGCGCAAGAUGGACGAAGGGUUCUCGGUGUGUAUCAGGGCCCUGAGAGGGGUGUCACUGUACUGA
Molecule: messenger RNA, 510 nt
Organism: Guillardia theta CCMP2712
Lineage: Eukaryota; Cryptophyceae; Pyrenomonadales; Geminigeraceae
Exons: 4
Coding region: 1-510 (169 amino acids)
Source: RefSeq, a predicted model, not a curated record